CACUGCUGACUGUGGACAUGGUUUGCAUUUCUCUUUCUCCUCACAAAUUACAGGCCUGUAUUACUUGUCCACAGCAGUUUGAGAUGUGGGCAUGUCAGCUGCUGAUCCCCUCUGUUAGCCUCUUCCACAUGCAGGCAUCGCUCCCUGAACAAAUAUAUAAAUUUCAUGGCAUCACAUGUUUAUACACAUGUGAUAUGUUAGAGAGAACCUCUGGGCCCUGUGCUAUUGAAAAACAUGUGUCCCUCAAGAGAAACACAGAGACUAUUUUCCCAGAAAGGCCCCCGAAAAAAAGAAGCAUCCUGUGCUUUCCCUCACAUCUGGAUGACCCAGAGGUUAGAUGCAGAAGUUCAAAGAAUGUGUUGACAUUUGUCUCUGAUAGCACCAUUGGAAUGAAGGCUGUGUAAUGUGACAAAGCGAUUGCAGUGCGGAGACCAAAAAGAAGCUUGUUGCCUCGAGCAAGUGAGUAUACGUUCAACAGAGUGGAGUGAAUAAGAACUAAUAGUUUGCUGGGUAAGUUGGCAGAUGGGGGAAGGGUCCUGUAGAAUGACUCAGACCCUAUCAAAACCAGCAGGGAGGAGAGAUGAUGAGAGAGGGAUGGACAGAGAAGAUCAGGGGUGGAGAGUCUGAGGGAAAACCAACCUCUUUUACACCACCCGAGACUCUCCGUCAGCAAAAAUCUUAAUGUGAUCAAGAUGGAAGCUUUUGCGAGAGUCCUCGCUGUGCCCCGGCUCUCCGCCUGCCUUUGGGGUGUUCACUGCCUUCAUGAUGGUUUCACAGCGAAAACAUUGGCUGGAAUUUACAGAGUGGCUUACAGAAACCAGCAGUGAAGACGGAACUGGAAAAUAUGGAUUCACACUAGCCAAAGUGCACCGGUUUCAUCUUCAGGACGAAUGAGAAGAAACUCAUUUCUGGAUUACUAUAAGAUUUUACAUUUCAGUCACUGGAAUACUGACUCAAAUAUAUUGACAACUGUGGAGAGUGGACAUGCGGCAUCAUUGAGGAGGAUUUACUUUUCCAUUCCAUUGUUGGAAUAUUCAAGCUUUCUAACACACUAUGUUUUGGAGUAACGUUGCUGAACUGAAAACCAGCUGCAGGUUCAUGCAGAGGCUGCGAAUGGUUCUCAGUCCUAUCCACUGUGGCUUCUAGGCAGCAAAAGGUCUGUUUAUCCAUUUCAACUGGAAGAACUUUUUAUGACCCUGCAAGUCUUCCAUAAUGCCAGUCGCCUUUCGCAAAAGAAGUUGGGAGGAACAUGUGACUCAUCCAAGAGGAUUGCACUACAGCUAUGAUGACCUGGAUCUGGUCUGCUGUCAUGGCAGUGAUGGUCUCUGGCUUGGCUUAGAGGGCUCCAAGCAAGGACGUCGGUCAAGAUGUGCCUCCUUGCCAGAGAGCUGCCAUCAAGCAGAGCAGAGUGUGGAAGUAAUGAAUUCUUUUCAUUUAAAAGCAGAUGCUUCAGACAUUGUAAAGGUCGAGCUGGACUCACCGGCGGACGCCAUUCAUUCGACGGUGGAUACCAUUUCAGAUCAGGUCUCAAGUAUAGAACAUGCCAAUACUGACAGUGUUUACUUUGGCAAUGGGGUGUCAAGUGAAAAUAUUAUUGGUGCAACGGAUAGCUCUCAUAACUCACUUGACACCGACGGUGAAACAACAGGUCAAAUCUGCAGUAAUGGCAACAAUGUCAGUGGCUCAAAUGCUUUGCUCCCACUGUCCCAAAGAACUGCUGAAGAGAACAGGAAUAUUCCAGAUGGUGAGGAAACAAGAAAAAAUCCUAGCACUUGUGAGGUCACACAGGAGGAUUUAUCAGUAUCUACAUUGCAUCAUCUAACUGAUGCCCCAACUUCUGACAAAGAGAGGAUUGUUUCAUCUGCAAACACACAUGCUGGUGUGUUACAUAAACCUGAUCAUUCAAUGUCACUCGUGAGCAAUAAUGGUCAGCUAAAUGAAGCCUCUGAGAUUGAUGGAAACUGUGACCCAGGAAAUUCUGGAACCUGGAAGUUGAAUUUGAGUGAAGAGGCUGUAUUGAAUGGCCAUGAAUGUCUAAGUGGAAAAGCAGGUCAGGAUUUUCAUGACGGAAAAGGACUGCAGGAUCAGGUUUGCGAUGGUGAAGUACUCCUCCAGAUACCACGCGGAGAGCUGAAGGUUGAAAUGACAGCAACUGAAAACCCUCAGGGAGAAGAACACAAUAGCAGUGAGAAAUCUGCAGAAGAAAUUACAUGUGAUCCUGUGACAUCAUUGGAUAUUUGCGAAGAUCUGGGCACUGACCACACAGAGCAAUUAGAAUGUGAAGAUGAUGGUUGCACAAAUGAAAACCCUUUCACAGAAAAGGUCUCGGCUUCAAGCCUAGUUAAAGAAUCUGGAAACCUGAAUGAAGAGGCAGAGCAAGUAAAAGACAGCGACGAUCAUAACUCUCCCGAACUUGAUCGUGGUGGAGAAGAUGUUGACAAAACAGCAUGUGACACACAUCCUCUCUCGAACAAGGUGAGCUCAGGCAGUUUACCCGACGUGCAAGCAUUGAACACAGAAAUGGAUGACCCAGUCAACCAAGCGUCCAAGUGCUCUGAUAAUGUCGAGAGUGUGAUUCCACAAGGUCACUUCUGUGAGUCACCUGUUUUGGACGGUGCAGAUGGCCAGAGCCAGUGCUCUCAGCUUGAGGACAUCAGCUGUAAGAUGGAGGAGUCAGUGCAGGCGGAUCUGACAGUUCUGUGUGGUGACACACAAAUUGUCAGGUCAGACUCAAUGGAGACGGACAGACAUGAAGAAAAAACUACUGUUAAAGUGCGGACGAAAAAGCAUGAGCACGCUCGAUUGGACUCAAUGGUGUUGCUGCUGAUGAAACUGGACCAACUGGACCAGGAAAUAGAGAAUGCUCUCAGUGCCACGUCUUCAAUGAACAGCACUCCCAUGGUGCAGCGACGACAACUCCUGGAGUUGGAUUCCACAUCUUUACCUGAACCAAAUCCUUCGUGUCCGAAUACUACCUCUAGUUUGGAACUCACACCAGCUGUGAGAGCAAAACCAAAGACUGGGAACUGUCAUACCAUUCCAGAGAAAGAAAAAGCCGAGAUUGAAGCCAAAGAAGCAUGCACCUGGCUGCGAGCCGCUGGGUUCCCACAGUACGCACAGCUUUAUGAAGAUGCCCAGUUUCCCAUUGACAUCUCCUCCGUUACCAGAGACCAUGACUUCCUCAACCGAGAUGCUAUUGAGGCGCUCUGCAGGAGACUCAACACCCUCAACAAGUGCGCUUUAAUGAGACUUGAGAUUUCCCCUCAAAGAAAACGAAGCGAAGACUCAGAUGAGGAUGAGCCAUGUGCCAUAAGUGGUCGCUGGACCUUCCAAAGAGACAGCAAGCGCUGGUCCCGACUGGAGGAACUCGAGGUUUUCUCCUCACUCUACACAGAUGCUGCACAACCUACAUUCCCAAAGACCCAAAUUACUCAAAAAAGCAAGCUCACCCUCUGCGAAGGAAACAGUUCAGAGAGCGUGUUGAGCGAUCUCAGUGAACAGCCCGAAGUGGGCUCCAUCCACAGCAGUGGGAGUGGGGGGAGGCUAGAGAAGAGUCGGAAUACCAGCCUUCACUCGCCAAAUGAAGCCGCAUCAGUUGGUGCCACUCGCGCCAGUUCUGUUGCAAGCAUGUGUUCGUCGUCGGGCACCGGCGGGUCGGGAUGUGCCAAUGAGGACUCGCUGUCCGACGGAUUGCCUCCGUCUCCCUUGGAAACCCUCGGACACUUUAACUUUGAUGUGAAAAUGGGAAUGGGAGGUGGAAGUCUGGACCGGAGCGGAGGUAGUGGCAAGAGCACUCGCUCUCGGGCCAAGAGCUUCUUAAAAAGGAUGGAGAGCCUACGACUUCGCAGUGGCAGUUCAUCUAAGAGAAAGAAGAAAGGGGGCGCCGGUAAGAUUGAGAUCAGCGGUCCGGUCAUCAAAGAGGGACUGGAUGAGGAUAAGCUCCAGAGGCUCAACUGCGUGGACAUCUCCAGCAUAAAUCUCAACCAGAAUCUCAACAAUUACCGGAAUCCAACUCAGACAAUGACUCUAAAUCGCAAUCGCUCUGUGUCAUAUUCGACUCAAACUAGCAACGGCAGUACGGGGAGUUCUGGGAGCAGCCAGUCUGAAGCCAGCAGUGGAAGCGCAGUGAGCACCCCGAGCCCAGUGACUCGCGCCCGCAGUCACAGCACGGCAGCCGGCUCAUCUAAGAGGGGAGGAAUGUAUUUAGAAGGGUUUGACCCCUUCAGCAUUGUUCAGCAAGCUUCAGAACCAACACCUCCUCCCAAGUCCGCCCCACCCGUGCCCUGUCGGGCCACCAACGGUAUGACUGUGAUGGAGCAGAAUUGCAAGAACAAUCACAGCGACAAAAGCAGACAAGUGGAGGAAGAAGACGACGGCAUGAUCUUCUUCUAUUUACCGGAAGGUCACAAGCCGGGAACUUUCCCUAAAGCACUUCGGGACGGGAGUUCACGCAACAACAAUGGGAAUGAUAAUGGGAACUCAGUCAUCCUCAGGGGGCGACAAAGCAGACGUCAACGUCACACCUCUUCUGGCUCCGUGGACAGCCGGCUGAGCUUUUAUGAUAACGUCCAGUACACUGGAAGGGAGGAAGAUGUUGAGGAAGAGGAGGGGAACGAACGGAAACUCGAUGAAGUGCUGCAACAUGUCAGCGGCCUGCAGCACUUUGUUAACGCAUGGUCCGAGGCUGUUGCUCGGGAAGAGGAGGAGGACGACGAUGAGGAGGAAGGAGACUCAGACUCUGCCUUGGACUCUGCCUCCCCUUGCCCGUCCUCUCCCUUGCAGAACCAACUUGAGGAGACCGAGAACGGAAGUGAUCAGGACAGCACCGGAAAUCCUCUGGGUGAGGGAGAAGAUGGGAAUCGGGAGAGAAGAGAUUCUGGUGUUGGAGCAUCUCUAACAAGAACCAGCAGGCCGCAGAAGAUGCGGUGGCCGAGCUUCCAGAACUCUCAUCGGCCCAGUUCGGCCUCAGCCCAGCUUCAGAUCAGCUGCCAGUCGGUGUUGCAGAUGAAUCUGCUGCAAAAGCUUUCCCUGCUUCAACUCACUGCCUUGCUGGAGAGACACACCCCAACCAACAAACACGGAUUCAGCUGGGCAGUUCCAAAGUUUAUGAAGCGGAUCAAGGUGCGCGACUACAAAGACAGGAAUGUGUUCGGUGUGCCGCUACAAGUCAUCGUUCAGCGCACCGGUCAGCCCCUCCCUCAAGGCAUUCAGCAGGCUAUGCGCUACUUAAGAAACCAAUGCCUGGACCAGGUCGGUCUGUUUAGGAAAUCGGGAGUUAAAUCCCGAAUCCAGGCCCUUCGCCAGAUGAACGAGGCUAGCGGAUCGGACGGGGGAGCUAUCAGCUAUGAGGGGCAGUCGGCCUACGACGUGGCUGACAUGCUGAAGCAGUAUUUCAGGGACUUACCAGAACCUCUGCUCACGAGCAAACUCUCCGAGACCUUCCUCCAGAUAUAUCAAUACAUGCCUAAAGAGCUGCGCCUACAAGCCGCUCGCGCCGCUGUUCUCCUGCUGCCCGACGAGAACCGCGAGGCGCUGCGGACGCUCCUCUGUCUCCUGAGCGACGUGACGGCCAGCGUGGCAGAGAAUCAGAUGACCCCGACCAAUCUGGCCGUGUGCUUGGCUCCGUCUCUGUUUCAUCUCAAUACCCUGCGGCGCAAAGAGAGCUCCUCACCCAGGGUGAUGAACAGGAAGCCGACACUGGGGAAACCAGACCAGAGGGACUUGAACGAGAACCUGGCUGCGACUCACGGCCUGGCACACAUGAUCCAAGAGUGCAGGAAACUAUUUCGGAUCCCAGAGGAAAUGAAUCGCUGCAGGAACUCGUAUGUGGAACAGGCUCUGCUGCCGCGGCCUCUGGAGGAACUUGGCGGUGAAGAGGCCGGACAGCAGGGGUACCGGGCGUUUCUCCGAGACAGCAUGGACGCGCUGCUGAAGGAGGCGAAGGACAAGUUCAGGGGUUACGACAGCUUCUCCACCCCUGAGCAAGUCGAGCUGUCCUGUCGAAAGGUGCAUGACGGGUUUCCACUCAGGCUGUGGAAGGCAACGGUUGAAGUGCCUGCAGCUCCAGAGGAGGUCUUAACUCGGGUGCUACGAGAGCAGGGCCACUGGGACGAAGACCUGUGUGAGAGCCGGGUGGUGGAGACCCUGGACGAGAGGACAGAGGUGUACCAGUACGUCCGCAACACCAUGGCUCCACACCCUUCCAGAGACCACCUGGUGCUCAGAACCUGGAUCACAGACCUGCCGAAGGGGGCGUGCGCUCUGGUCUGCACCUCGGUGGAUCAUGAUGCAGCCUCAGUCCUGGGGGUCCGCGUUAAUGUCCUCACCUCACGCUACUUUAUUGAACCCUGUGGAGGCAACAAGUCCAGACUGACACACAUUUCCAGGAUCGACUGCAGGGGUCGGUUCCCAGAGUGGUACAAUAAAUUAUAUGGACACUUGAGUGCUGCUGAGGUGGCGAGGAUUCGUGACUCCUUCACUUCGCCGGUGGAAAAAUAAGAAGACUCACUUGGACCUGAGCGUCUCCUUGGCUAAAAGUCAUCUCUGGACUCUUUUGUUUUCAUCGGCACCACAGUUUUCUGUUGUUUUUUUGUUCUGUGCUCUCGUGACGUCAGAGUUCAGGGGCCAAACCAAUGGAUGUUUAUAGGAUGAGCUUAAGAAUCUACCAAACGGGUGCUACUGCUUCUGAGAAGCAAAAACGUGUGUGAGAGCAAGACGUGUGUGUAUGUGUUGCAAAUUCACUUCAUAAUCUUUGCACUGGCUUCCAGUUGUACAUACACAAUCAGCUGACUCGGUAAUACUCGUCUGUGCGGCGGCUACUCUCGCUCACCGUUGGCACGAAGCACACUAGUUGAUAUUAGAGUGAAGAAGAAUGGUUCAGUGCGGACUUGUGGAGUAAGGAGAGAUGUUUUGGACAGAUUAAGUGAGAUGGGAAUCGGUGGCUGGCUCACCAACCAGAAAGUGAAUGACUUCAAAGGACAAGAUGCGAACAAAGAAGCCACGCUACCAUGCUAGCAAGCUAAUCUCUCACUGGCGCUGCAGAUGGAUUUUCACGCAGAGGAUGAUGUGUGUAGACCUUUUGAAGUCCUGUAAUGUUGCUGCUUCUGGAAAAUGUGAAACGUAGCUUUAGGUGGGCGUCACACACCUGCGUUUCAUUCCAUUGUGAUGGUUUGCUGCUAACAAAAAUGGCCGCCCUCUUUGCUGUUUUCCUUUGAUCUUGCCAAAAUCAACGUAGAAAUGCACAAGUUGACUAAGGAGUGUCGCAGUUCAAUUUGCCAAGUGGAUUCCAAAUUUGAUUCCAAAAAGUUAAUGAUGACAUCACUUUAGUCAUGUGACCAACGGCUACAACGGACCAAACUAAAAAAACAAGCUACUGCUACUUCUGGACUCAUAAUCCCGUACGUACAUUGAAGAAGUAACAGUGCAACGCCCAAAGGUGUAACACUAACUCGUAUCAGAGACACCCACAGGUCCUUUUAUAAAGGUGGACAUUUUACAGGUUUUACUGUAAAGACGAGAGCCGAUUGAAUGUUUGAAGGAAAAGGUUUCGUAUCUCAGCGCUAUCACAGUAUUGCAAAAAACACUAUGUAACACUCACAUCCGCUCAUAUCCUCGACGUUGUAAUGUGUCUCUACCAAACAGUAACGCAUGACAGUUAAUUUAAGUGUAUUUAUACCUCAGAUAUGUUUGUCGUGUGUCAUAGUUAUUUUAUUGUAAAUGUUACGCCUCGUGUUACAGAAACGAACAAAUGUUUUAUCUUUUCUAUUAAUAUUAUUUCUGUACAGGUUAAUCAAAGUGCACUAUUAAAUGUAUUAUGAUAAUAA
Synchiropus splendidus (mandarinfish) is the source of this 7823-nucleotide messenger RNA. It is a transcript of the gene dlc1, whose product is annotated as DLC1 Rho GTPase activating protein. NCBI's taxonomy places the organism in Eukaryota, Metazoa, Chordata, Actinopteri, Syngnathiformes, Callionymidae. Gene Ontology annotation, molecular function: GTPase activator activity; protein binding; lipid binding. The coding region runs from base 1213 to 6498 and encodes 1761 amino acids. The record is from RefSeq and is a predicted model, not a curated record. The transcript has 18 exons. Gene Ontology annotation, biological process: signal transduction; actin cytoskeleton organization; regulation of Rho protein signal transduction. Gene Ontology annotation, cellular component: membrane raft; focal adhesion.